AUGUCCUCCCAAACCGCCCUGUCCGCACGCAGUGCUUACCGCCAACUCCUCCGCGCUACCCGCAUUGCCUUCCGGGAUGAUGUCCGUGUUAUGAUUGCUGCCCGUCAAGAGGCUCGCCGGAAUUUCGACAGCCACCGCCGCGAAGGCAUUGAUACUCCGAUGCAGAUCAACCAUGCGCUCGAAGUGGCGAACAUUCUCAGACACAACAUUGUCCAGGGUGUACGGGAACAAGAUGAUGAGAAUGCCAAGUGGGAACUCCGCAUUCAUGACGACAUCGAGCGCGGCGAUAACGACACCAUCAGAGUUAAGGGAAAGACUGUCAAGGUGGAUAAGGCAUGCUCGUCAUAG
Molecule: messenger RNA, 348 nt
Organism: Aspergillus luchuensis
Lineage: Eukaryota; Fungi; Ascomycota; Eurotiomycetes; Eurotiales; Aspergillaceae
Gene: MZM1
Product: LYR motif-containing protein
Exons: 3
Coding region: 1-348 (115 amino acids)
Biological process (GO): mitochondrial respiratory chain complex III assembly
Source: RefSeq, a predicted model, not a curated record